AUGGCGAAAAGAAUUGCAGACUCCCAAAUAAGUAGGGAGAGCUUAGAACAAGGUAUUGCCAGCGAUGAUGAAAUGGAACAUAGCAAGAUUGCUUCAUCUGCAGUUAUGAGUAAAAGGAAAAUUGCCAUGCCUAAAAAUAAGAAAAUGGUGUUUACUCAACCUAAAAAAGAUGCAUCGGCAUUUAAUGCCUUUGGUGGCUUAAAGAAACAAACAGAAACUGACGAGGAAAAAAAUAAUAAAUUAAUAGCUUUAAAUCUUCAAUUUAAAGAUAAAAUCAUUGCAGUAGUGAAAGAUGAUCCAUGCGUCGACUUGAAUCCUUUAUUUGCUAAAUAUAGUAAUUUCAGAACUUCCAUUGAUUCCAAAACAUCUGAAGUCAAACCAACAUUAAUUUUAUCAAAGCCUGAGGCAAUCAAAGUUGACAAAUCGGAAUCCUCCUCCUCCUCUUCGUCUGAAAGUGAAGAUGAGGUAAAGGUGGAAGGUCCCAAAUUUACUUUGCCAACAAAUCCAAUCAUAAAGGAUUCAGUGUUUUCGUUCGGUCCAAAGAAGCAACAACCAAAGGAUGAUAGUGACAGUGAAAGUGAUAUCGAGAUUAAGGGCCCACAAUUUACUUUUGCAGGAAAAGUCGAGAGUAAUGUUUUCAAGUUACCAAAAUCUUCUAAUAUCGAUGUGUCAACGCGAAAUGAUGAACAGAAUUCUCAACCUCAGAAGACAAAUGAAGAAAAGGAAACUAACAGUACUGAUGCAUCUACCAACACAGACGCUGUAAAACCACUAUUCCAAUUUGGUUCAAAUGUUUCCAAAGAAACAUCCAAUGAAAAUAAAAAGGAUUUGAACCCAUUCGCAUUCGGUAAGCCAUUGUCGACACAAUCAGAAACCAAAGACACCGAAAAUAAAACAAAUCCAUUUUCGUUUAGUUCGACAAAGUCUCAGCAAGAAAUUUCUACAAACAAGCCAGCAUUUUCCUUUGGUAAGACAAGUGGUGACGAUAAUAAACCGUCCUUCAAGUUUACUUCUAACCCUGUUCCUGCUAACGAUGUUACUAACAAUAAUCCAGCAUUUUCUUUCGGAAAGCCUAUGACUAAACAAAGCAGCAUGGAUAAAGAUAAGAAGCCAUCCUUUAGCUUUGGCGUGGAUAAGGAUAACAAGGUUGACGACACACCGAAGCCAACUUUUACUUUUGGAACAGGCGCCUCAUUACCAAACAAGGAAUUGAAUGUUGGUGCCACUAUGACAUUGCCUUCCACCGAUGAUAAAACCUCCGGGGAGGAAGCAAAGAUUUCAGAUGAACAAUCGACCAGCGGAGAAAGUAAACCUUCAUUCACAUUUGGAAACCCCAAAGAGAAUACAACCGAAAACAAACCAAGUAUUAACGCACCUUUUGUUUUUGGAAAGGGCGCUAGUGAAGUAAGUGUCGAAAAACCUUCAUUUUCCUUUGGGAAGACUGAAGAGAAAUCUGAAGAAAAGUCUGAAGAAAAGUCUGAAGAAAAGUCUGAAGAAAAGUCUGAACAGCCGUCAUUUACCUUCGGUGCUGGCAAAAUAUCAUCUGAUAAACCAAAGUUUUCGUUUACCACCACAUCGGAAGCCCCAAAGCCAGUUUUCUCAUUUACAGGCCAGUCCAUGAAUGAUGAAACCACUGAUGCUUCUUCAAAGGAUAACACAAAUACCGAAAAUGAAGAAGGAACAAAACCAACCUUUUCAUUCGGAAAUUCUAGUACAACAGCCCCAUCAUUUACUUUUGGUAAACCAAAAGCUGACGAUUCAAUUAUCUCGAAUAGCACCAAGACAACCACCUCAUCUAUUCCCUCAGCUGGAUUCAAAUUUUCUUUACCUUAUGAACAAAAAUCACCAGCCACAUCAACAACAUCCUCUGAAAUACCUAAAGAUACAGAUAAUACCACAGGGACCACAGAGGUGAGUACAACACAACAAGAUGAUAAUUCUAGCCCAAUGGAUCUUCAAAAUGGUGAAGAAGAUGAAACACCCCUAUUUACUCAACGAUCGAAACUAAUGGUUUUUAAUCCAGAAACUAAGGGUUAUGAUUCUCGUGGUGUUGGUGAUAUGAAGUUACUACAAAGAAAGGAUGACAAAUCUAAGGUUAGACUGCUUUGUAGAUCUGACGGUAUGGGUAAUAUUCUACUCAAUACCAGUGUAGUGAAGUCUUUUGACUACGUGCCAUUGUCUGAAAAAGCUGAAAAUUUGGUUAAAGCUCCUGUUGUUGAAGCGGAUGGUAAGUUAGUCACAUAUGUUGUAAAGUUCAAGUCACAGGCUGAUGGGCGUUUACUUGUCAAAUCAAUUGAAGAUGCAAAGAAGGAUAUGUAG
Naumovozyma castellii is the source of this 2319-nucleotide messenger RNA. It is a transcript of the gene NUP2, whose product is annotated as nucleoporin NUP2. The record is from RefSeq and is a predicted model, not a curated record. The transcript has a single exon. NCBI's taxonomy places the organism in Eukaryota, Fungi, Ascomycota, Saccharomycetes, Saccharomycetales, Saccharomycetaceae. Bases 1 to 2319 code for a protein of 772 amino acids.